AUGACGAGCGACGCCCUGGAAUGGUGGUCAAAUGUUAGGGCGUUGGGGUGGAUGUGGGUAGAUUAUGCAGCGGAACGGACAGAGGAGAUCUAUGGAAAAUGGAAUCCGGUGUUCCUCGACGCUAUCAUUCAGUUGAAUGGAGCUGGCUUCGUUGGCACUCGUGGUUCUACAAUGUCCACACUAGCUAGCCGCAGGGUACAGUCGUGGCAUGACGGAGCGACUCGACUCAUUAAAUGGGGGUGGCUGGGCGUGGACGACCACUGAUGCUGAUCGGAAUGCUAGAAUCAAGAUUGCUUUGCGCUGUACAAAUCAUUGGCCACAAUGUUCUUGUAUUUUUUAUUUAUGAUGCAGAUAAUGAGCUUGAAAGUUUGUUGCAGAGGUGUGAUACUCGCUUGAUGUCACGGUAGGGCUUGAAACUGUGAAGACAAAUGU
Molecule: messenger RNA, 432 nt
Organism: Suillus discolor
Lineage: Eukaryota; Fungi; Basidiomycota; Agaricomycetes; Boletales; Suillaceae
Exons: 2
Coding region: 1-264 (87 amino acids)
Source: RefSeq, a predicted model, not a curated record